Messenger RNA from Postia placenta MAD-698-R-SB12, 309 nucleotides. RefSeq lists its product as hypothetical. The coding region runs from base 1 to 309 and encodes 102 amino acids. The transcript is spliced from 4 exons. Lineage: Eukaryota; Fungi; Basidiomycota; Agaricomycetes; Polyporales; Adustoporiaceae. The record is from RefSeq and is a predicted model, not a curated record.
AUGACCAUUGGCAUCGAUGAUGGCCGCGGGGCACACACAGAGGCUGGCCAUCGAGUCCUCGAUCUCGUAUUGACUGAUCAAGACUGGAUGGUUCAGCACGUUGAGCAGUCUCUAUGCGCGAAAAUGCUUUUGCGUCGACGACCAGUCCCAACUAUCAUUACCAAGGUAGUAACGUAUGGCGCGAGCUCAUCCCAGUCGUUUGGUACAAUAGAUGUAAGAGCGUUCGAUGUAGAGAAGAAUGACAAGGCUCUGGUGGACAUGAAGGAAAAGGGUAUAUAUUGGAAGCAUACAGGCGGAGAGGUAUUAUAA